This is a messenger RNA of Petromyzon marinus (sea lamprey), 5307 nucleotides long. RefSeq names its product structural maintenance of chromosomes 2 (gene SMC2). Gene Ontology annotation, cellular component: chromosome. The record is from RefSeq and is a predicted model, not a curated record. Gene Ontology annotation, biological process: chromosome organization. Gene Ontology annotation, molecular function: ATP binding; ATP hydrolysis activity; protein binding. Lineage: Eukaryota; Metazoa; Chordata; Hyperoartia; Petromyzontiformes; Petromyzontidae.
CCUCUCGCGGGCAACCUCUUGGUAUACCAACUUAGCUUUUGCGGGGGUCUUGGCCUUUCGCGAGGGUACUGUAUCAUGGUGUUGUGUGGCUGAGACCGUGGUGCAGGGCAGGGAGGGACGCGAGGCAGUCAGUGGCACCUCAACAGACUUGGGGCAAGUGCUGUUAGCGAGCCCCGAUGAAGGCCGAAACGGCACGCGAGGGGGUGGGUGGCCAGCACCACGCGCGGUCGCCGUUGUCUCCCUCGUGGCGUCAUUCAUACCCGCACCAGGUACUAAUUUAAAGCUGAGUUGACAUAGGGGAGGUCCAUGACUGGUACAGAUAAGUCACUGGUGUUGGCCGUGAGCGGGAAUCGAACUCGGGUGUCUGGGUUCGUCUCGAGGCGCGCGAACCGCAACACCACCGACUUACGAACAUGAGUCAGGAACGGGUCGUAAGUCGAGGACUGUCCCUCCCGUACCGGCCGUGGGACAGCGGACGAAUAAUUUUCACGUAAACUCUUAUUCUUCUUUAUAUGGUUGGUAAAUGACAAAUUAAAAAUCAUAGUUAAUGGAACCAGCCGCUCCAAUUUUUUGUUUUAUAUUUUUAUACAAAAAAGUAACCCCAGUUACAAAGCAAUUCCAUAUCCGCUCAACGGUAACACAGCCAAUGACGCCAUAUUUAAUUAUUUAUAAAGAUACUUCUUUACACCGACGCAUGUUAAAUGUUUUGUGGUAUUGGUAACAGUUAAUAAUCGUUGAGCAGAACCGUAAGAAAUCUAUGUUCAUCAAAAAAAUAAGCAAAUAUAAAUGCCUUUUAUAUAACUAAGCCGCUUCCGUUACUAGUGGAAAUGACGUCCCCAAUGUUAAUGUAAUACAGGAUCGCAAUUCGCUGUCCUCGAAAUUCGAAAAAGUAUUUCUUUAUCUGUACUUAAGGGGAUCUUUGACACUAUUAUCCAACAAACUUUAACCAGCCCAUCAUCAACAAAAUUAAUACAAUUUCAACUUAUAUUUUAAAAUAUAAAAUAUAACUUCCGCUCGAGAUUCGAAUAAGUCGGACGUGACGUCGCCUCUUCAAAAAAGGCGGGAAAGCGUUUGCCCACCCCACCGCUCGCACGGUCUGAGGGCAAAUCGCGUAAGCCGAUAAAGUUUUAAAAACCGAUAACCAAAUAAACAAACAAGGGGGGCAAUGUACAUCAAGUCGAUCGUGGUGGACGGCUUCAAGUCGUACGCCCAACGCACGGAGAUCUCCGACUGGGAUCCGCUGUUCAACGCCAUCACGGGGCUCAAUGGCAGCGGCAAAUCCAACAUCCUGGACGCCGUUUGCUUCGUGCUGGGCAUCUCCAACCUGUCUCAGGUGAGAGCAGCAAGUCUGCAGGAGCUGGUCUACAAGAACGGCCAGGCUGGCGUUACAAAGGCAACUGUCUCCAUCACGUUCGACAACCGUGACAGGAAACAGAGCCCCCUGGGGUUCGAAGGCCAUGCGGAGAUCACCGUCACCAGACAGGUGGUGAUUGGCGGCAGGAACAAGUAUCUGAUCAACGGGGUGAACGCCACCACGGCGCGUGUGCAGGACCUCUUCCGCUCCGUGGGCCUCAACGUCAACAACCCCCACUUCCUCAUCAUGCAGGGUCGCAUCACCAAGGUUUUGAACAUGAAGCCUCCUGAGAUCCUGGCGAUGAUUGAGGAGGCUGCGGGGACCAGGAUGUACGAGAGUAAGAAACUGGCAGCGCAGAAGACUAUUGAGAAGAAAGAGGCCAAACUUAAGGAGAUCAACGAUGUUCUGGAUGAGGAAAUUUCUCCAACACUGGAAAAACUCAAACAGGAGCGCACCUCCUACUUGGAAUACAGCAAGCUGUGCCGGGAGCUGGAUUCUCUCCGGCGCCUGGUGAUCGCUCACCAGUUCUGCACGGCGAGCCAGGGCCAGGAGAGCGCCGCUCUGCACCUCCAGAAGCUACGCGCUGAUGAGCAGGAGGCGCGAGAGGAGGUAGAGAGGCUGGAGAAGGAGGAGAAGAAGAGGGAGGGAGAGCUGCGGGAGAUGGAGAGGGAACGGGACAAGGAGGCCGGAGGGGAUCUGGCCCGUGUGGAGGAGGCCCUGACCCAUGCCCAGCGUGCCCACGCCAAGGCCCAGAGCACCCUGGACAUCCGCACAGAGGCCCUGGCUACGGAGCGGGCCCACAGGGACCAGCUGCUCGCGAACAUGCGGGAGGACGCCAGUGCCCGCGAUGCCAAGCGCUCCCAGGUAGUGGCGCUGGAGGCGGCGCUGGCGUCGGCGUCGGCAUGCUCCCAGGAAGCGGCGAGGGGCCUGCAAGAAGCUCAGGCACGCUUUGCGGCGGCCUCGGUGGGCCUCUCGGAGGAUGGGCAAGGCGGCCAUGCCGCCACGCUGGCCGAGCAGAUUCUGAAGUGCCGCCAGGAGGCCAGCCAGGCCCAGACUGAAGCUGCGCAGGCCCAAAUGAAGCUGUCUCACGUGCAGCGCGAGCUGCAGCAGCGCAAGGCGGAGGAGGGCCGCACCACGGAAGCCUACACACGCGACCAGCAGGCUCUGUCUCGCUUGAAGGCCCGAGCCCAGGGCCUACUCAGGGACAUGGCCGCCCUGGGCUACACGGAGGGCCAGCUGGAGAUGCUGCAGAAGAAGAUGAAGGAGCUGGCCGCGGAGGAGUCGGCGAUGAGGGAAAAAGUGGACCGGGCGAUCGCCAGCAUGCCCCAGCUCCAGUUUGAUUACCGGGACCCCGAGCAGGGCUGGGACCGUGGCCGUGUCAGGGGCCUGGUGGCGUCUUUGCUCCGCGUGGAGGAUCCUGCAGCCGCCACUGCCCUGGAGGUGGUGGCCGGGGGUAAACUCUACAACGUGGUGACUGACACUGAGCUGACAGGGAAGCUCCUGCUGGAGCGUGGCUGCCUACGGCGCAGAGUCACGGUGAUCCCGCUGAACAAGAUCAGCCCCAGCGUCACCCCCCCCAGCGUCAGCACCAUUGCGCGCAGCCUCGCGGACGGUGUCUCUCCCGCGCUGUCCCUCGUGUCUCCGCGCUCUCCCCGUGAUCUUCCUGCACUGGAGUUUGUGUUCGGCGCAGCGUUCGUCUGCCCGACGAUGGACGCGGCACGUGCCGUGGCCUUCCACCCUCGGGUGUCCACGCGGGCGGUGACGCUGGACGGGGACUCCUUCAGCCCGCACGGCACACUCACUGGGGGGGCACGGGCACAGGUGGUGAGUGUGCUGGUCAGAGUGGAGCAGCUGCUCACCCUGCAGGAUAAGCUGAAGGAGUUGGAGGAGGAGGGGAAGAGGAUUAACGAGGAGGUUCACACACUCACCAAGCUCGCAGAGAGGCACCGUGAGCUGCGCCAGCAGCAGGAGUUGGUGGCGCAGGAGGUGGAGCAGCUGCAGCAGAAGCUGGAGCUCAGCACUCACCACAAGCUCCAGACGGAGCUCGCCGCACUCGCCACCUCCAUCGAGGAGCUGAGUGCGGCGCCCGCUCUCUGCGAGGAGCGGAGAACGGCCGCGUUGCAGCGCCUCCACUCCCUGGAGGAGCGACUCCAGAACGCCGAGCGGGACCGGCGCCACGAGCAGGAGGGGGCCUCCAGCGCCCUCGAGUUGGCACGGGGGACAGCCCAGAAGCUAGCGGGGAUCGCCAGGGAGGCACAGCAGUCUCUGUCCACUGCUAGGCUGGAGGUGGAGGAGCUAGAGAAGGAGGCGCUGGUAGGGCAGCAGGAGCUGCAGAGGCUGGAGGCGGCCAUGCUCUCCCUGGAGGAGACCGUCCAGGAGCUUAGCGCCUCUGCUGAGAGCUUGCAGGCGCGUGUCUCCGAGUGCCAGCGCCACGUGACGGAGCUCCAGGAGGUGCUGCGUGCUCGCCAGGAGGCGCUGGGCGAGGCGGCGCGGGCGCUGGAACAGCUGCGGGCGCGGCGCAGCGCCGCCGCUCUCACCCUGACGGAGCGCGGGCACGCAGUGGGGCGACACCAGCGGGACGCCCUGGACAACGCAGCCAAGGUGGAUCGUCUGCUCAAAGAGAAUGCGUGGAUCUCCACAGAGCGCGCUCUAUUUGGCCGCCCCAACACGGCGUAUGACUUCGCCGCCAGCGACCCAAGCGAUGCUGCCCGGAGGCUAUCACGCCUGGAGCAGACACGCCAGCGGAUGGUGCACACCGUCAACGAGAGGGCCAUGAACCUGCUGGCCCAGUCCGAGGAGAAGUACGUGGACCUGAUGAAGAAGAAGCGGAUCGUGGAGAACGACAAAACCAAGAUCUUCAGCGCCAUGCAGGAGCUGGAUCUCAAGAAGAACGAGGCUCUUAACCUGGCCUGGAGACAGGUGAAUGGAGACUUCAGCUCCAUAUUCUCCACGCUGCUGCCUGGCUCCCAGGCGCGUCUCACUCCCGUGGAGUCCUCUUCCUCCUCCACCUCCUCGCUGCUCCAAGGCCUGGAGUUUCGUGUGGCUCUGGGCUCCGUCUGGAAGGAAAAUCUGAGCGAGCUGAGCGGAGGCCAGAGGUCACUGGUGGCCCUGUCCCUGAUCCUGGCCAUGCUGCUCUUCAAGCCGGCUCCGAUUUACAUCCUGGACGAGGUGGACGCCGCUCUGGACCUCUCCCACACCCAGAACAUCGGACACAUGCUGCGCACUCACUUCCUCACCUCGCAGUUCGUGGUGGUCUCUCUCAAGGAUGGGAUGUUCAACAACGCCAACGUGCUCUUCAAGACGCGCUUCGUAGAAGGCGUUUCAACGGUGACACGGCAUACCAACGCCUCCACGACCUCUCGACCAGCAGCCCCCUCCUCAUCCUCCUCUUCGAAGGGAAGGGGAGAGGGAGAGGAGAAAAAGGCAAAGAGAGGGAGACUGGGUGAUGAGUAGAGGGGAGAGAGGGAGAGGAGAGGGAGUGGGGAAGAGAGAGACUACUGUCCCAUCUCUCGUGUCUGUUAGAAAUCCAUGUGGUAUAUAUAAAUGUAUCGUCAUACGACAUCUCUCCUAGAUUUGAAGUUUUCGUGACUGCAAAGAUCCAAACUCUUUGGUUCUUUCGGUAAAGUCACGUAGGUAAAAAUGAAAUAAAAUACAAAUUAAAACUAAACCUCUCCUGUCUCAUGGUGUUAUUCGUGAGAAAUCAGCAGGGUAUCUGGAAAUGAAUCGCUCUCAUGUCCGUCGUUGUGGCUAUGGCUGUGUCUAAUGAUGUCCGCGGCUAUAAUUACUGCUAUAAGUGUGGUAUCUGUAAAUGGAUCGAUCACUUGACAUCUACUGGUCUGUAUCUCCAGUUCUGUUUCUCUAGUUAUUUGAAAUCCGUGUGGUAUCUGUAAACGGAUCGCUGUCUUUCUCUCAUUACGUCGCUUGUUAUUAAAAGUCAAUGGGAUAUCCUAAAA